GAGGCAGAAUUUAUUUAUUUAUUUUGACAGAAUAUUUGAUUCUUGAAGAGGAGCACACCAUCUCCGUUAAUAACGAAGAGACACCUUAAAAUCAUCGAACACUAAUAAUUGCAACAAAAUCAAUCGUUCUGUUCCAGAAAUUAAACAGUAAUCGUUCAUUCUGAAAAGUAAGAAGAAAAAAUGAAUUGUGCUCUGAAAAUCUCCUCUUCUUCAAUUUCUUCAUUACCCAAAGUUUCCCCAUCGAUUUGUUAUUCCCAUAAUGUUUUAUGGAUUAGUCCCGAGCCCAUUUACAGAAAUCACCCAAAUCUCACGGGUUCUCGCUCGCUUUCUUCGCCGCGGGCUAUGCCAAGUUCUGUUGGGGAUGUUCAUAGACGAAGCAGCCUUGAAUCACUUUUUUGUUAUGAUAAGCCUAUUCCGGAGGAGAUAAUUGAAAAACCUAUUGGGUUGUCGAUGGCCAUGAUAAAUGUUGGAGAUAAGCCCAGUUGCCCAAGUUGUCAAGCAAAAGGAGCUAUUCUUUGCAGCACCUGCUCAGGUUCAGGCUUAUAUGUAGACUCUAUCUUGGAGAGUCAAGGAAUCAUUGUCAAAGUACGGUGUCUAGGUUGCGGGGGAACUGGAAAUACCAUGUGUUCAGGAUGUGGGGGUCGAGGUCAUCUUGGUCUUGCUUGAUAAAAAGGUUGCCGGGAGCUGGGUAUGAUAUGCGCUCGGGAUGAGGGUGUCGAGAACACAUUGUUCUUGCUUGAUAAAAAUGUUUGCUUCUCAUUGAAUUAAAAUAGCCUUUCUGGAUGUUAAAAAAUACAUAUCAAAUGACGUUUGUACAAGAUAUGCUGGUUGAAUAUUCUUGCAAUUUUUGUUGUAAUUUGAAUUGAAUCGAAUCACGUACUAUAAAGUGCCUGUUAAAUUUUGUUUUAUUGAAGAAUUUUAUCUUGACAUGUA
Olea europaea var. sylvestris is the source of this 933-nucleotide messenger RNA. RefSeq lists its product as uncharacterized. Lineage: Eukaryota; Viridiplantae; Streptophyta; Magnoliopsida; Lamiales; Oleaceae. The record is from RefSeq and is a predicted model, not a curated record. The coding region runs from base 181 to 666 and encodes 161 amino acids. The transcript has 4 exons.